Molecule: messenger RNA, 1160 nt
Organism: Paramecium sonneborni
Lineage: Eukaryota; Ciliophora; Oligohymenophorea; Peniculida; Parameciidae
Source: the annotation of a GenBank genome assembly
AUGUAAAGAAAGAAUUGGUAACAAGAUGUAUGUUUUUAUUUAACCCUCUAUUAGGAAGAUAAUGCAUUAUUAUAGAAUUGUGAACUACUUAAUUUUAAUUGGAAAAGAGUUUCAAAAAAUAUGAAUUUAAUCGGAUAUAAAAGAUCUGGCAAAUCUUGUAAAGAAAGAUUCUAAAAUCAAUUAAAUCCUCAUAUUAAUAAAGAUUCAUGGACUUAAAAUGAAAUUGAUAAACUUUUUCAAUUAUAAAAUAAAUAUGGAAAUAAAUGGGUAUUUUUUUAUCAAUUUACUUUUUAGAGAAAUAUUGCUAAAGAAUUACCUAAUAGAACUGAUGGACUUAUCAAAAAUUAUUUCUAUUCUUUAGUUCGAAAAGUUCUUAGAAGACUUUCCAAAACGGUAAAUAGAAAUAAAAAUGGUUAUUGAAAUAUUUUUCAAUUUAGGUUCCCAAAUGACUAAAAACUUAAAACCUUCAGUUAUUUCCUCUAUUUUUUGUGCAAAUUAAAAUGAAACUAAUAAUAACUCACUUAUUAACUAUGAAUUUGCUGACUUAUUUAGAAAUAUCAUUUUCAAGUAUAAAAAUUAUAACUUGUCUUAAUAAAUUGAUAAUGACGACAUAAAUAAAGUUAAAUUUAUAAUUCUUACGUUACAAAAAUUAAAGUAUUUUUAUACUGUUUUUAUAGUGAAUCUUACAAUUAUGAUAACACGAGAAAGAUAGAAACGAAAAUAAAUUAAAAGAAGGAUAAAUAAAAUAACAAAAAAAUUAAUGUUGAUAUUAAUGCAGUAUUUAUUAAAAUUAAUUAGAUUAUUUUAAAUAAAAUCAAUAAAUAACUCCCAAUUUUUACAACUCACUUAUACCCUAUAGAAAAAUUAUUCAAAAGAUAAGUAAAUUAUUUAGCUCAUCCUCCAUUAAUUAAUUUAUAAAAAAUUUCAUCUUUAAAUACUUAAAAUAUAGAUCAAACCUUUAGUUUGAGUGCAUUUCCUUUAAAAGAUCAAUAAUAAUAUUUAUUUUAUCAUCCCAUUCAAUAAUACUAUUAUGUAUGUUUUUAAAUAUUUAUUAGUCUAUGAAUUUAAAUGCUUAUCUAUAUCAACAAUAGAGAUUUAAUAAUAUGUAUAGUUCUUAUCAAAAUGAACCAUAAAAAAUUAAGGAAGAAACGGAAGAAUGA